Messenger RNA from Suillus paluster, 885 nucleotides. RefSeq lists its product as uncharacterized. The transcript has 9 exons. The coding region runs from base 1 to 885 and encodes 294 amino acids. The record is from RefSeq and is a predicted model, not a curated record. NCBI's taxonomy places the organism in Eukaryota, Fungi, Basidiomycota, Agaricomycetes, Boletales, Suillaceae.
AUGUCGGGAUAUAGCGGAACAUCGAAGUCCAAAUUUAUUUUUUUGAUGUCAACUCCGACCAAAAAGGCUGCUGCAAUGUGUGCUGCCAAGCUGAAGAGGCGUGUGGAGGCCGCCGCUACUCCUGAAUCUGCUCCGAGUCGUACAUCAUGGAGCUUCCCGACAAUCCAAGACCACAGCACUGAAAAAUCAAGACAGAAGAGCAGUGUUACACGGCCAGCAGCGCAACUUUUUGAGUCUGACUCAGAUGACUUCAAGGUUGAUGGAAGCAAUGGUGCCAUAUCUGAUUUUGGAGCUGAGUCAGACGACAAAAUUGAGGAAUCAGAUGAUGACAGUAUUCUGGGACUCAUUGGUGACAAGCUGAAGGCCACCCUUGACUAUGAGCAGCCUCAAUUUACCCCACGUAAUGAUGACAGCAGCCUGAGCACUGCUUCAUCAUUCAGCUGUGAGAAAACGGCUUACAAAGGAUGUGAACCUGAAGGUCAUAUUGGCACCAUUCGCGGGAAUGUCAGGAAGGCUGCACAAGCACAUGUGGCAAGCCACUAUGGUCUCACAAAAGGUGCUGAUGAGAGGGUCGCAGACCUUCUCAAAAACAAGGCUUACAUUUAUCCUGUGAACGUGAAGGGGGACCCUAUCCGAACCAAACCGUUUCAAGCGCUGGUGAUUUUGGACACCAUUGAGGAUGCUUUAUUCAGCGACAAGCUUGCAGCGGGAGUAAAGUGGCAUGAUCAUCUGACAUCAACAAUUGAUGAUCAUCCUGACGAGGUUGAACUUCCUGUCGUGAUGGUGGCACUUGCUAGCGCUGCGGUGUGCUCCGUCAUUAUGCAGUACUCCUCCGAAAAAUUCGACCGAGACUUCAACUCAGACAUGUACGGCGGGAUCUAUUGA